AUGAAUGAUCGUGCCAAUACCAAAACUUUCGACUGCCAGUCGUGCGAUCGACCCAACUCAGCCGAAGAUGAGAUGGUGCAAUGUUGUAUCUGCAAAUUGUGGCAACAUUUUGGAUGUGCAGGAGUCGAUUCCCGGGUGAAAGAUCCGGAGGUGAAAUACGUCUGUAAGAUGUGCGCUGCUAGCCAGAACACUUCCGAAAAACCUUCGGGAAAGGACAAAUCCAAAUCUAAGUCCGGUAAGUCUGCUCUCGGGUCUCGCCGAAAGAAGCCGCUAACGGAUAUUCCGGAGAGUGUUUCAUCCAGUACUCGAGCUGCAAUUAUGACGCAGCAGCUGAAAAUGGUCGAGGAGGAACAAAUACUUCAGGAGCAGGAAUUGGCAGAAAAAAGGGAGCAAAAACGGCGUGAGCGGGAGGAAUCCGAACGCCAGCUUCAGGAAAAAAAGAAGCUCGCCGAAGAAGAGAAAGCACUUCGAAAUAAACAACUGCAGGAAGAAGCGGAGAUGAGUAAGUUAGAGCAGAAGCUGAGGAGAGAAUCGCUUGACAAACGGAACCAGAUCGUCAAGGCGCUCGCUACCAGCACCCAUUGUGGUUCAAUUUUGGGAUCCGUCACCAGUUCCAACCGCGAUUCACGAUCGAAAGUCCAGAGUUGGUUGGACAAAUCGGAAGCCGCAAAACAGGAAGAGUUUCAUUCGGAUAUGGGCCUCCAGGUUUCCCCCAUAUCCGCAGCCCAUCGUUCAGCGAUAUCGGUCUGCUCCAGAAUUCCUGUCCCCACGAACAAUUCCUUUAUAAGAUCCCACAUCCUCAAUUCUAAAUCUCAAACUCCGGCUGUCUCUAAUCGACCAGUUGCUCCGCGCACCAGACUCUCUCAAGAACAAAUAGCCGCGCGUCAGGUUCUAGGAAAGGAACAUCUUAUCUUCGAUGGAAACCCGGAAGAAUGGCCAAUUUUUAUCAGCCAUUUCGAGCAGUCGACAAUUGACUGUGGUUUUACGGAUACGGAGAACAUGCUUCGGCUACAAAAAUGUUUGCGUGGUCCAGCGUAUGAAGCCGUAAGAAGUCGUCUUUAUCUCCCUUCAGACGUGCCGCUCGUGAUAUCGACCUUACGAACAUUUUUCGGCCGACCUGUGCUUGUCAUCAAAUCGCUGCUGAAUAAAAUCCAUCAAGUACCACCACCAAAACUGGAUCGCCUUGACACUUUGAUGCAUUUCGCACUAGCAGUGCAAAAUUUCGUCGGCUCGCUGAUUGCUGGUGAACAGAGGGAGUAUCUUGCAGACCCGAUUCUCGUGCAGGAGCUUGUCGAAAAGCUUCCUGUCCCAUGGCAAAUGGAGUGGGCUGCUUUCGAAAUUCAACACCAGUCCGUCACGUUAGAAACGUUUGGCGAAUUUAUGUCUGUAUUGAUGACCAUGGCCAGUAGAGUCUCUUUCAAAAGUCCGAGCUUUGGAAACAUUACCCAAUCGGAUUCGAAUAAGCGUAAGCCGAAAGAAACGGGACUAUUGUAUACCCACGCACCCGGAUCGGAUGCACCGAAAGUGACAGAUGUUGCUUUGCAAGUUCGCCAUCAACAAAGUAAGCCUUGCUUCUGUUGCGGACGUGAGGGACAUCGGGUAGCUGAGUGCCCACAAUUUAAAGCAGCCAGCGUGGACGAGCGUUGUAAAUUAGUCCAGCUAAAGAAACUAUGUAGAACUUGCUUGAAUAGUCACGGAAAGUGGCCUUGCCGGUCCUGGACAGGAUGCGGAGUUGAAGGAUGUCGCCAUAAACACCACACACUUCUCCAUCCAUCAACCAACAACAACCAGAAUAUCAGUUUUUCCGCCAGUCACGUGUCCUCGGAAGAUUUGACCUGGGCACUUUUCAGAGUGGUUCCGGUUGUCCUCUACGGAAAGAGUCGCUCUCAACUGAUCUUCGCCUUCAUCGAUGAGGGCUCGUCUUACACCCUGAUAGAAGAAUCCGUUGCUAAUCAACUCGACUUGGAUGGCCCUAAGCAGCCGCUCACUUUGCAGUGGACUGGGAAUGUAACCCGGGAUGCUGUUCCUCCCGGCUAG
Molecule: messenger RNA, 2037 nt
Organism: Uranotaenia lowii
Lineage: Eukaryota; Metazoa; Arthropoda; Insecta; Diptera; Culicidae
Exons: 1
Coding region: 1-2037 (678 amino acids)
Molecular function (GO): zinc ion binding; nucleic acid binding
Source: RefSeq, a predicted model, not a curated record